This is a messenger RNA of Sardina pilchardus (European sardine), 2943 nucleotides long. RefSeq names its product Dexi homolog (mouse) (gene dexi). The coding region runs from base 624 to 893 and encodes 89 amino acids. Lineage: Eukaryota; Metazoa; Chordata; Actinopteri; Clupeiformes; Clupeidae. The transcript is spliced from 2 exons. The record is from RefSeq and is a predicted model, not a curated record.
CAUUAAACGCAGUAUUGUUGAAGGGGACUGAGAAAGUUUUUAGCUAUUUUUAUCUUUCCUUCAUGAUGUUUUUCUCUCGUCACAACGGAUCGACCUGAUUUGGAAUACCGUAGUUGUGGAUUGAUACUAAGAACAGUUGGUGUUGUCCUGCUACGUGGCGAUUUUGUGCUUUUAGCAAAUGUUUCUAAAUUCCCAGCUAGUUAGCUAGCCUGUUUGCUACCGAGCGUGGUGCAAAUUCCGCAGGUUCUGUCAUGACAGCCUUCACAUGUAACGUUGGAAUUCUGCAUGCAUGCACUGUGUUCGAUUAAUGCAGCACAUAUGCUCUAAUACAAAGUAUUAUUUUGUAACAUUUAUUUUUUAGCUACUGGUCUUUUUAAGAGACACACUGGCAAGUUCUGACAGAUAUGCUGUUGAGGCAGGCUAGCUAGCAGACUAAACAUUAGCGGGUUCGGUGACUCACUGCAGUCAUGCAUGCCCGAAAUGAACUAGGCAUCACCACCGUCAUUUGCCACAUAGGACUUCAGAAAAGACUUUGCUCUGGUAAAAGGCCUUAUUUAUGCUGAGUUUCCAAGACUGCCUUGCUCAAUCACUACACAUUGCCACAUUUUUGCGCUCAGGAUUCUAUGACAUACUCAAGUUAUUCUCAGCUAGAUUCAGUUGAAUCGCUGAUUAACGAGCUUCCCUAUAUGUUUUAUCUGGGCCUGUUUUUUGUUAACGUUUUGAUCUUGUACUAUGCCUUUCUAAUGGAGUACAUAGUGCUUAAUGUCGGGAUAGUAUUUCUGCCAGAGGACAUGGACCAGGCACUGGUGGAUUUGGGCGUGCUAUCUGACCCGGGGUCUGUUCCCUAUGACACGGAUACAGAGCUGGACGUUUUCGAGGGGUACCUUGAGUGAGCGUGUAUAAGGUAUACAAACUCGCCAAUAAUGCUCUGCCUCUGUAGAGAGGACUGGACGUUUUGGCACACCUUUUUUUAUGCGUGUGCAGUGACAUUGACAGAAAACUCCAGUACCCUUUCAUGCAUAAAGGCCCUCUCCAUUAAACACUAUCUCCUGAUUCAAGGCCUUCAAGAACUGUUGGACCGCUUGAUCCAGAUGAAAGUCAGUCUUCCUAUGGGUGGAAAAUGUGCUGUCUGAACAACAUGACUGGACCAAAAUAUGUACAGUAUGCAGAGACAGAAAUACAGCCCUGCCCUUUACAGCGCACAGGUCACAGAAAUGCUUGACCUGCCGCUUGUUUCCAGCACUCCAAGAAGGUAGAGGCUCAGCAUCUCUGUGCAAAAUUAGUCCAUCUCCGUUUGCAUUUCAGCACUUAAGAUUGUUAGGGUGGGAUUGGAACACCCAGGCUAUAAGAUUGUUGCAUUUCAGAUAUAAAUCUCUAAAAUCUCUACCUGCCAUGCAUGUUUAGCUAAAAAAAAAGAAGCAAUAAACACUAUGGAUGAUAAGCUAUGUAUCUGGAGUAGGGGUUAUACUGUCAUCAUUCAUAUAUUUUAAAACAUGUGUACAGGUCUGUUAUUAAGGGACAGCAUUUGAACAGUACAGUAAGUGAUUAACUGCCAGUAACAAAUUACCCAAACAGAUACUGGGUCUCUGUUGAUGCCCUUUGGUCCUAAACACAGCAAAGUAAAAAAAAAAAAAUCUUGUUUAUGUUUUUAUGAGAAAGAAACAAACAUGUUUAUCACAUGUUCAAAGUUUUCCUUUUUUUGACUCCCUCAGAAUGAUACUGCACAUUUUCUACAGGAUGAUUAAUACAUCAUAUUUAACAUAUAUAUAUUUAUUAUUAUUAUGUGGUCAAUCAGGCUGAUAUUUUGAAAGGGUAGUGUACGAUUUAUGACAAUCAAUGCAUGCAUCGUUUGUUCUUGAAUAGUCCUACUUUUUGUGUUUCUUCUCUUCUUUGAUCUAGAUUUUCACAAGACAGCAAGUGUGCAGUUGUCCCACUUCUGAAUUGCUUCAAAUGUUUUUGUUGAGUUAUGCUUCUAGUCAAACGUUGAAUUCAUGAGCACCCAAAAGUGCCAUAUUUUGCUUUUUCAUCUGUUGCACACAAAUGUAUAACAGACAUUGCAGGAAUUAAGAGGAAGAUGCAUUUAUUUUAGAUGUUUUAUUAUGGUUAUUAUUUUAGACACCAUAUCUUCAUGAUCAUAGUAUGAUGAAGUCUGCUGUUCUAGGAGUGUGUGAUUGCCGUACUAGGUGAAGGAGCUGUACUUGUAAUGAUCUGUGCAAGUAUUUUGCUGGUAUGUACAAGACGGAAUUACCCGUCUGUGUAGCUGGUAUAUGUUUUACAGCUCCACACUAUGGAGGCACAAGAUUGACUUGAAAAUCGUCAUAGGUUUGGGAACACAUUCAUCCAUCAGACAAUGCAUUCUGUUUAAAAAAAUAAAAAUGAGGGAGAAUGCAGCACAGUUUGCGCCAUUUUGUACUUGUCAGUGACAUGAUCCUAACAUGAUCCAUCCCAUCUGUAUAAUAUCUCAGUGGUAGAAAUAUAUUCAUUCCCCCAUGCUAUUGGCCAAAUAUGGUUGCAAUGACCGCUAUUCUAAAAUAUUACAAAGAUAUCAGAAAAUGACAUAUGGACAGUGGUUCUGUUUUAUCAACAGAAAUGUAAUUUUUUUUGGAUUUUUUUACGUAAAAACGUAUUUCUCAAGUGUAAUUACAGUAGUUUCCUGCAACUGAUCAGUACAGGGAUGCUUCAUUAACAUGCCGCCACCAAGUAGUAUUGCUGUUACCACAAAUAAAUCCCAUUGAUCUGAGAAUAAGACUGACAGCAAACAGAUGUAACUGUUGUUUUUAUUAUAAAAAAGUGACAGAAGAGUGCAUUAAAAAAAGAGACCUUAAAAGGCUUAGUGCAGACAGAGCACGUCUGAGCCAGACGUCAGGUUUAAGCACUGUAGUGUGCAUGGGGGGGGGGGGGGGGGGGGUUAGCAGCGUGAAUGGGCGUCUUUCCUCUCAUCGU